Molecule: messenger RNA, 2812 nt
Organism: Monomorium pharaonis (pharaoh ant)
Lineage: Eukaryota; Metazoa; Arthropoda; Insecta; Hymenoptera; Formicidae
Gene: SCaMC
Product: calcium-binding mitochondrial carrier protein SCaMC-2
Exons: 6
Coding region: 1267-2346 (359 amino acids)
Biological process (GO): transmembrane transport
Molecular function (GO): calcium ion binding; ATP transmembrane transporter activity
Source: RefSeq, a predicted model, not a curated record
GAGUAUUAAACGCAAAAUCACAUAAUAUUAUAUGUAAAAGUGCAGGCAACUAUAGAAUUAGUUUUCUAUGAAAAAACAAAUCACAGUACAGAGAGUGCAAUUGAACUUAAUAAGUUUGUCCUACCAUCGACUUGUGCUUGAGUAAACUUUGCACUAUGCACACGCGACGGCCGCCGACUUUGAUCGUCAUCGUGCGGGUAUUUGCCUCGAUGACGCGUGUGGCUCUGACGUCGAUAGAAUGAGCGAUGACGAGAGGAAAAGGGGAAGAACACAGUCUAGAACAGACGGAGGCGUACCCCGUUUUGGAGGGGAGCCACGAUAUCUCCGUGGCUCAGGGUUUUUCCUCGUGCUCUCGGCUCGUCUCGCCAGUCUCGCAACCGGACUCCGAGCGGUCGAAUCGUCGAGAAGGUUCGCGGCUCGUUUCCCCCUUUUCUCUCACCAUCUCAAGAUUGGUCCAAAAGACCAUCUUACCUGUGAGCAGAAUAUACAUUUUCUCCGACCACGUGCGUCCGAACUCUCUUCUUCUCCCCUCCUUUCUCUCUCUCUCUCUCUCUCUCUCUCUCUCUCUCUCUCUCUCUCUCUCUCUCUCUCUCUCUCUCUCUCUCUCUGAAACACUCGUCAACGAUCCAGUUUCGUCAUUCGAUCAGUUACCGGCGAUUUUUCGACUGCCAGACUGUUCUGUGUGAUUUCUGUAAGUCGCCGGACCUGCCGGAUCUAAAGAUAACGAAGGAGAACGAGGAGGGGAAUUCUCGAGAAUUUGCGUAACCCCGAUCAGCGCGAACAUUUCGCUGAAUAGAAAGUUUGAAAGUCGCGAAAGUACAGUUUUCGUAGUCAUAUGAGUGUGAGGCACGAGUGUGCAAGCGUGGUUGGACUUCACGGAGGAAGUGUGAUUUUUAUCGACCACUUGACAAGCAUAUGAUACAUCAGCGGACGUAUAACUCAAUUACACUAAAAAAAGAAAGGAACGAUCCGAAAGAAGUUAAACAGCUGAACUAAACGAUAGAAGAUACAACAUUGGACGAUGUAAUGAAAGAGGAUUUCCUUUGCAGAAAGAUUUUUCCGAAGUGUAGAGAGAGAAAAGCCAAAGGAAAAUGGGAGGAAAUCAUUAGAAGUAGAGUAGAAGAGGAAGUGGAGAGAAGACUAGAACGAAUUAAAGGGAAGAGAAACAUUUCGAACGAUCCAGAGAGAAGAUAAAAGGGAAAAAAGACUUAAGAGAGAAGACGCGACUAAUUUCGAAGUGAACGAAUAGUUGUGGUGGCCGACUUCAUGCGGCGAGCGUGUGCGCGACCACAUGAUCCGCGAUUACAGCUGAUUGACCGCAGCAUGUAUGCCCUGAAAAAGCGGGGACUUCUCCAGCACGAUGGCACCCUGUCCGCGUGUCAAAUGCGUGAGGAAUUUCUGCAACGCUACCAUGAGCUCUUGCAACGGUAUAUGGAUAUCGGAGAGGACAUCGGUGUCCCCGAAGAGUUCACAAAGGGUGAGAUGGUGUCGGGAAUGUGGUGGCGACAUUUAGUAUCUGGCGGAAUAGCAGGUGCAGUAUCACGUACCUGCACCGCGCCCUUAGAUCGUAUCAAGGUCUAUCUGCAAGUCCACGGCACACGACACUGCAAUAUCAUGAGUUGCUUCAGGUACAUGUUGCGCGAGGGUGGCAUUAGCAGCCUAUGGCGCGGCAAUGGCAUUAACGUACUCAAAAUUGGCCCGGAAACCGCGCUGAAGUUCAUGGCGUACGAGCAAGUAAAACGAGCGAUCAAGGCGGAUGAUGAGGCACGUGAGCUCGAACUCUAUGAGCGAUUUUUUGCCGGCUCCAUGGCCGGUGGAAUCAGUCAGUCGGCCAUUUAUCCUCUCGAAGUGCUGAAGACGAGACUAGCACUGCGAAAAACCGGCGAAUUUGACGGAAUGAUUGACGCAGCCAAGAAAAUAUAUAAACAAGGUGGUUUGAAAUCCUUCUACAGAGGUUACAUCCCUAAUCUGAUAGGAAUACUUCCCUAUGCCGGCAUCGAUUUAGCCGUCUACGAAACGCUGAAAAAUAGUUACUUACGUACGCACGACAAGAAGGAACAGCCGGCAUUUUGGAUUCUAUUGCUGUGUGGCACUGCGUCGAGCACGGCCGGCCAAGUAUGUUCGUAUCCGCUAGCGUUAGUGCGGACGCGAUUACAAGCCGAGAUUACGCCUGAUCGCUCGCCUAAUACUAUGAUUGGCAUCUUCAAAGAUAUUCUCAACCGCGAGGGCAUACGCGGUUUAUAUCGCGGCCUCACGCCCAAUUUUCUCAAGGUUGCACCUGCCGUAUCUAUUAGCUACGUAGUGUAUGAGCAUUUUCGGCAGGCAUUGGGCGUCAACAUGACGUGAUGAACAUGAAUGCUAGGUGACUGAUUAAUUCAAUUAACUAACUUAUUCUCUCUCUCUUUCUCUCUAUCCUUUCUGUCCUUUCUCUAUUCCUCUCUCUUUCUCUCUUAACUUGUUAUAAAUAAUCGAUAUGGCGAAUGAUCGUUUGGCGAUAAAACCAUAGAACUUAUACUAAUGGAAGAGGAAUAGCGUAUACCGUCUGUAUGCCGAAACUGUGUCCCAACAUUUGUGCGACAAGGAUAGGUAGAAUAUGACUUCAGAUGAAAUGAGACAACUAGUUUUCUGUCUCAUUUCAUAACUUUUCGUCAUGAGCGGCCGUAUUUGUAGGUAUGAGACAGAACUAGUUUUCUGUCUCACUUCUUGGACACACUUUUACGGGUCCUUUUCCUCUUCCAUUAGUAUAAGUUCUAUGGAUAAAACGCGUUCGUUCAUCCUUCUUCAAAGAAAAAAGACGAAUAAAAAAGAAAAA